This is a messenger RNA of Zonotrichia leucophrys gambelii, 1685 nucleotides long. RefSeq names its product C-type lectin domain family 5 member A-like. NCBI's taxonomy places the organism in Eukaryota, Metazoa, Chordata, Aves, Passeriformes, Passerellidae. The record is from RefSeq and is a predicted model, not a curated record. The transcript is spliced from 9 exons. Bases 36 to 1016 code for a protein of 326 amino acids.
ACAGCCGAGGCAGAAGAGAGCAGAGUGGAACCAGAAUGGCAGAAAAUGUCAUUGACUCUGACCUGAACUUGCCUGAACCACCCAGAGCCAGGCUACACACCAUCCCUGAUGGCCAAGGUCAGAGCCAUUGUUCCAGAGCACGAGCUGCUGCUCUGCUCGCUGUCCUGCUGGUGAUCAUCCUCCUGCUGGCCAUAGCCCUGUAUCUGACACUCAGCACGGCAGGCAGCCAACAGGACUCAACAGCACUGACCUCCAGCAGCCAAAAUGUCUCAGCACCAUUGUCCCCCAGCAGCCAAGAGGAAUCAACAGAGUUACCCCCCAGCCAUGAGGAGGCACCAGGAAGAAGUUGUUGUUCCACAACACGAGUUGCUGUCCUGGUCACUGAGAUAAUCGUGCUCCUGCUCCUUGUUGUGUGUCAGAUACUCCCAUGUCAAAGCCAUUGUUCCAGAACACAAGUGUCUGUCCUGGUUGUUGUCCUGGUUCCCAUUGUAGUGGCCCUCACCCUGUCUUGGACGCUCCCAUAUGGUCCCACUGCAGGCAGCCAAAAGGGCUCAACAACAUUGUCCCCCACCAUUCAUGAGGACCCAACAACACUGUCCCACAUCCCUGAAAGGACAUCAGGCUGCCCCUCAGCAUGGAAGAAACAUGGCAGAAAAUGCUACUUCUUUUCUCCAAAGAGGGAACCAAAGGACUGGAAUGCCUCCCAUGCAGAAUGCAGUGCCAUGGGCUCAGACCUGGUGGUCAUUGACAGCAGGGAAGAGCUGAGGUACCUGCUCUCACAGUCAAGAUAUAACUACUACUUCCUUGGUCUCAGAUACUCUCCAGAGGAACAAAAGUGGAAGUGGAUCAACAACGUGGAACAUGACCCAGCCAUGUUCCGUAUAAUUGGACCUUACCAUGACUAUCACUGCACUGUCAUUGGAUUUGGUGAAGUACAAACUGAACCAUGUGGUGGAUCCUCAACAACACAAAAUAUGUGUGAAAAAGCUGCAACAAUUUCCGACAGGCAUCUGUAGGAGAGCUAAAACCAACCUGUGCAGGCUGAUCUGUUCUGCCCAGCUUUGUGUACGAACCAUGGAUGGGAUGUGUCCCAUUUCCCUUGAGCUGCCCAGUCUCUGCUCCCAGGCUCUCCUGCAGCCUCUCUCCAGCCUCGGGGCUGAGCUCAGCCCAGCCUUUCCCUGCUGCUGCCUGAGCCUGGAUGGAUCCCCUCUGGAAGAGCUGGCCCUGGCACACAGGAGCACUCUGGCACUGUCUCAUGCCAGGGGUGGCACUGCCAGGCAGGCACUGCCAGGGGAGAGGAGUCCAGCCUGGGCACAGGGGUGAUCCCAAACACAUCCUGACUCAUCUGCAAGUCCCAUCCAUCUCCAGCCCUGUGUUCCCAGCCCUGCCUGGGCACAAGGAGAGCCUUCCCCACCUGGCCACAGCCUGGCCUUGCCUGCAGCCACAAGGGAAGGGCAGCACAGAUUUCUGCCUGGGAUCCUGGAGGGAAGGGCAACCCCACUCCUCGCCAGGAUGGACAGGAGAAAGUCAGGUGUGGGUGUGGAUAAACCUUCCCCUGUCCCAGACUGUUCCAAGAGCACACAGGAUCCCAGAGCCUGGGAGGGGAAUGGGAAUCUUCCCAAGGGAAAGGAUCCUACAGCAGAACAGCUCUGGGCACAAUAUCAGCCCCAGUCCUUUGUGGGGAA